AUGCCUUUGACUCGCUCUAAAAAGACUACCAGCUCGAAAAAAUCUACCAAGAUCACCGCUAAGAAGAAAUCAAAUCGCACCAAAAAGAAAACCUCGCAAACGACUCGAACGGAUCAGGAUCAGGCUGGUUCCGGUUCCGAAGCGUCAGACACUCAUGGAACAGAUGAUGAAGAUGGACUUGAUGAUGAAGAUGGACUUCAAGAACGAGUUGAUUCUGAGGCAGGACCUACGCAAAGCAAAGCAAAGAAGUCGACUAUCUUUCAGUCGCGUUUCCCCGGUCUUGAACUUGACACGUAUGAACAGCAACUUGAUUUAUGGACUGUCAUCAAACUUCAAGAAUCACUAGUUCAACAAAAUUCCCGCCGUAGUAAGGCUCCGAAAGAAAUUAAGGAUCUUGUCAAGAUUGUUCGGAUGGAAUUCGAGAAGCGGAUCCUCAUGAUUGCGCUAAUGGCUGGAGUUCCCGAGAUCGUUAUCUGGAACUUGGUCGGCAUGGGCUCAAAGACAGUGAAGGCAAAUCCAUGGAUCCGUUUUCUUAGCUUCUGUGUGAAAUGCCUUGGUGACAAACUCCCUGAACGUGACAACAAAGACGCUUGGGUGAAUCGAAAUCAGCAAAUGGCGGAGCAUUGGCAUGCUCUGACCCCGGAUCAGCAGGAUGUGUUCAGAGACCCGUAUUUUUUUGCACUGGCUAACCUGCCAGACUACUCUAACGUACCCCUUGGCGACGAUGAAGAUCAAGACACCGACGGAAAUGAAAAUGGAGUGAUUGUAACACAAUGCGACACUGUUGUUCCGACUCCUAAAGUUCAUCAACUGUCUGACGAGGAUCGAUCAAAAUAUCAGCCUCUCUUCAAUGAGCUGGUCAACGUUGAGAAAUUACAUCUUUGUCACGGUAAGCCAGAAAGCUCACCAUCUGUUGCGACUCUACAAAAGCGAUCUAGCCUUGCUGUUCGCAAGGCUCAUCACGAUUUCUCUGUGGUCUGUCAGCAACAUCAAAUUUCCUAUUACCUAACUGCUGCUAGCUGUGGUGGUGUCGAUGGAUGGUCGCAAACGUUUUCCAAUAGCCCGAAAUUUGCUGAUUGGGCACGGAAGACUCCAAAGAUACCUGACAAGUUUAAAACAUACGUACAUGGACUAGAAGUCGCCCAGGAGAUUGAAAAAAAGGAACCGCAACCAAGCGAUAAGCGAAAAAGCCACCUGUGCCACCUAUUAAAUGGAAUGAUGGUACUUACGAAGUAUUCAUUAAAUGUUUCUAGACUCUCAUGUGAAGGGCCAAUCGUUCCCAAAGGUUGCAGAUCCUGUCAAAUACAUCAAAAAUAA
This is a messenger RNA of Melampsora larici-populina 98AG31, 1317 nucleotides long. RefSeq lists its product as uncharacterized. Bases 1 to 1317 code for a protein of 438 amino acids. The record is from RefSeq and is a predicted model, not a curated record. The transcript is spliced from 5 exons. NCBI's taxonomy places the organism in Eukaryota, Fungi, Basidiomycota, Pucciniomycetes, Pucciniales, Melampsoraceae.